AGCUAGCUGGAUGUCAAUAUUGCAGUGUUAAUAUUUUUGGAUCGAUGGCCGUCAAAAAGUCAUAACAAAUUUGGAGAGGACGUGCGAUAGUGAAAGAAAGAUUUAUGGGGAUGGUCUUAUUUGCCCCCACAUUAUUAAGUGAGAAGGAUUACUAGUAAUGUCCCACGAGGAAGCCAGCGACCUGUCAGCAUUAGACUCUUUGUUCAGUAGAUACGGAGCCCAGGGAGUACGUGGGCUGUCAGAUGAACGCAAGAAACAGAUCUAUGCAGGCACACAACAGGAGGAUCAGGAAAGUAGCAAUCCUACUCACAAGACAUUGAAAGCAAUCCUUGAUUACGAAGAAACCAUUCCAGAUCAAGAAGUGGAUGAGUUUAUAACCAAGAUCCGCGAUACACGGCUUCUUGACGAUUACCCCGAUGACAAUCUAGACCCGCCAACCACUCCAGCGUACAACCCUUGGCCCCUGGAUGACGACAUCUCUCCCGUCAUGGCUGACCCUUUGAGCGGCGAGAUCUUGGUUACGGACUUACAGAACAAGGACACCACUAAAUCUGAUGACAAUGAAACACUUGACACAACAGAUCAAGAAGUGGAUGACCCCACUUCAUCAGAUGACGAUGGCGGCAUCGAUGAUGAGGAAGCUGAAGAUUUAACAGAGGAGUUUGAGAGGGAGAGAACGAAAGAAGAUGUGUCUGCAGAUCACCAUGGUGACGGAGAUGCAAAGAAGGAUGAUGAUGGAGAUGAGGCAUUGAUCCCUAGGAUAGACGAUGAUGUUGAUAAAGAACAAUUGGUUAAACAGGAAGAUGAUAUACACAUAGAGGAGGAAAAGGAUGAGGAGGAUGAUGAUGAUGAGGAGGAGGAGGAGGAGAAGGAGGAAGAAGAAGAGAAGCUAGAUGACAAGACAGAAGAUAAGGACGAAAAUGAUUCCAGUGUAGAUACCAAAGACAAUGAUGUUGAGUCAAGAACAUGCCCUGUGCAAAUAACAGUAGACUCUAGUGAAGAAACCCCUGAUAACACUGAUAGCACCAUGGAUACAGAAGGCGCCACAGUUACAGAUGGAAAAACAACGCAAUCAGAGAACAAUGAAGCAGGUAAAGCAGAGAAAACACCACAAGAAAAGAAGAAGGAAAGUGUUCCCGAUUUUGAAACAUUCCUAGCAGAACUGGGGGUAGAUCCCAAAGAUACACUGGACAUCGAGGCCCAGAAGUCUCGGGCUAGACUGAGUAGAGUUGGUCCCCUGGCCCAGAGAAGGCCUAAGACAAAACGUUCUUCAGGAGGGGAUGAAGACGGAUCUAAAUGGAUGUUCGUUGAUUCAACAGAACCUAGACCGCAUAGAUUAAGUAUAGAUGAAGAGGAGGAAGAAAAGGUAGAGGUAAAGACCCCGGUCAAGGCACCUGCUCCUCAACCGGCCAGUAGACCCGGUGUGAAGAAACCUCCAGGAGGGAUAGGACUAGGUCCCAUGGUGCUUCCAGGUCUUGGAUCAGUUCUCGGGGGUGCCAAGCUUAAAAAAACACCAACCAGUACACCAAACAAGACCUUCCAGAAGUCUAUAGAAGAAUCCAAAGUGACUGCCUCCAAGUCAGAACCAACGAGAACAACACCUCUAUCAUCUCUGAAAAAAACACCUCCCCCUGCUGCAUCAAAGGCUCCUCCCCCUGCAGCCUCUAAACCCCUCCUCAGUAAACCUAAACCACUGGCUAAGCCACGCCCAGUAUCACAGGCCAUGCCCACAAAAGAACCUGCUCAGCCUGCGUGGUUAAAGGAACUGAAGUCCAAACCAAAGCCUGAAGUGAAGGAAACGUCGAAAGAGGAAGAGAAACCCAACUCAGAUAUUCUCCAUCCUAAGACGACAUCCUCGGAGACCACACCCAAAACACCAUCCUGGAUGGCAAACAGCAAAACAAAGAAACUGCCUCCCAUUCCGUCUUCAUCUAGUACACCCAAGCAAGAAGGAGAAACGUCAACACCAAAUGUACCUCCAUGGAAGCAAGAAUUAAUGAAGAAGAAGAAACCGCCAGCACCCUCACCGCCAAGCAAUGUGAACAAGUCACCAGUCAAGUCUCAAAACCUGCCAAAGUCACCUACCAAAACUCCACCUGCUAAAACUCCAGCAAAGCCCCCCAUUGCCAGAAAACCAGGCCUUGCUGCAAAACAAGAUGAGAUCGUGGAUAAGGGCUCUCCAAAACCAUCCAAUGAGGUUAGCACAGAUAAGGUCUCUGCCAAGCCAACACAGAAGCCUAGUUCAGACAAGAGCUCAGUGCUUAAGAGAGAAGAUGAAGGGAGGGACGAGAUGGACUCCAAGAAAAUCAAACUUUCUCAGAGUAUGGAUUCUACAUCAGAUGAGGAAAAGAUGGAAGUGAUGCAAGAGGUGACAACAGAAGAAACUCCGAAGCAAAGGCUGGAGGAUAGCGAGGAGAAGGACGACUGCCAUGGAAAAGAUGUCGAGAUGAAACCAGAAGAAGAAGAGAGGGAGAAAGAAAAAGAAGAGGAAAAGGAGGAGGAAAAAGAGGAAGAGGUGAAAGUAGCAAAAACUGAAGAAAAGAAAAUUAUUAUUUUAACCAAGGAUGAAAAUUCUGAGACAGAAGAAAGCAAACCAUUAAAACCCAAAGAGCAUAACGAAACCAUAGUUACAAUGAAUGGCAACAGUAAAGAUACUGUGAAAGAAAAGCAGGAUGAGGAGGAAAAUAGGAAGGGAGGGGUAAAUGUAGAAAGGAAGAAAGAUGAGAAAAAUGUCAAGAAACCUGCUGUCAUCAUUCCAAAACCAAAAACAGAUAAACCAAAAAUUGAAAAGGAAGGUACAAGCCCAGUGAAAUCUGCUCUGAAAACAGACUCUAAGAAAGAAGAGCUAAAAGAGGAGAAAACGCCAGAGAAGAAGGUCACCAUUGUGACGAAUUCCGAUAGCAAGGUGGAAAGUACCAAGAAAAUAGAACAAAAGAAGGUGACUAUCGAGACCAAGACUGAGGAUAAGAACAGUGAUGACUCAAGCAUGCCCAAGUGGAAGCGGGAAGCACGGGAGAGGAUGCAGAAGCGAAAGAUGUCCGGAGGCAGCAUUGUUCCCUUGAGGUCACCCAAAGAAACAAUAGAGACCACUAACAACAACACUCCACAAUGGAAGAAAGACCUGGUAGAAAAGAGGAAACUGUAUCCUAGGAUGCCCUCUCUAGACAGCGAAGAAAAGGGGACUGUAGAGUCACAGAAAUCAGAGAAGGUUCUCAAGAGACACACAAUAGCAGCAGAUGUUCCAACCAUCAGCGUGCCAGUAGGUCAUAAAACAGGCACUCCAACAUGGAAACAAGAACUUGAAAAGAGGAACGCUCGUCUGGCCAAACAUCUCGCAACCAAGGAUGCAGGUCCAGGGAUCAAGACUCCUAUUGAUGGUGUAAAUCAGCAGCCAGUUCCUGAGCUCUCUAAAUGAGCGAGACAAGGAUUAGUACAAAGCUACAUGGAUUCAUGUCUUACACAAGAAGCGGAAGUAUCCCCACGCAGGAAUAAUGGUUUGAUCCAGUUAAUGUAGCAAAGUCUGAGUGUGGCAUGAUCCAAGUGCAAGGUGGGGGUGUGUGGUCAAGGGAAAUUAUUCAUCGCUCUUAGAAUAUAUCUUUAUAAUCAUUGUUGCUGUUGAUUGCAGUGAGCUGCUUCAAGAGUUCCAUUUGAAAGACAAAGAUUUCAAGGAGUUGCAAUCAAUUUUAAGGAAAUGAAAUUGAUUUGAAUUAAUAGUAUUUUAAGAUUGAUGAACACCCAUCCCAGUUGUAAUGAAAGAAAUGAUAUGGGAACCGAAAACUGCGCUGUUAACCUAGCUUUGUUAAUUAAAUUUCUAUUGAUUCAUUCCUUUAUUUAUUCCUCACAUCUUAUGGACAGCUUCUUUAUGUAUAUGUCAUUAAAAGAGAAACUAUUAUCAUAAGAAAUAUUGGAGGGACCAAAACAGUUCAUAUAACAAUUUAUCAGAAAAAUAUUUAUGAUUAAGUUAGUAUGAUUACUGUAAAUCAACAGGAAAAUGAUGAAACCUUGAGAAUAUAGACAAAUUGCACCAUUGAUAUCUUAAUGUGCUCGUACACUGUGUUAUCAAGGGUCAAUGUGAAAUGCAACCAGAUUACCGAGUAUUAUUAUUUUUUGUUACCCUUAUGUGGGAAUGCAGUGUGGUUUGGCAGAAAAUCAUAAGGCUUGUGUUGGUGUGUAGCUUUCAGUGUUUAUUUUGCUCUGGGAAAAAUGAGCAUUUUGUGAUUAUGCAGGAUACAUGUUGACAGCUUGAUGUGAUUAUUCCUUGGGUAUCACCUACAAUGGAUAACUCGUUGCCUACUG
Molecule: messenger RNA, 4296 nt
Organism: Lytechinus variegatus (green sea urchin)
Lineage: Eukaryota; Metazoa; Echinodermata; Echinoidea; Temnopleuroida; Toxopneustidae
Product: titin-like
Exons: 16
Coding region: 158-3415 (1085 amino acids)
Source: RefSeq, a predicted model, not a curated record